AUGUAAGAAAUAGAAGCAAAAAAGUAAUUAAAAGCAAGUGAAGGAGCACAUUUUUUUUAUACUUUAAUAUUCUUAUCAGCAUCAGGAAUUAUUGAGACUAAGUUUAUUGAAUAGAAAUGCAAUUAGAAUCUCUAAUUAUUUGUUCAUUUGGUGUUCUAUGGAUUAAUAAUUUGGGGAACCUACAUACUUAUUACUUUAAUUCCAAGGUAAAAUAUUUAAUGAAGAUAGAUAUAAAAAUGCUGCUAUUAAUCUUUUUUUUAAUUUUUUAGAUAUUUGUUUUGGGAUAUAUUUACUUUUACUACUAUUGUAUGGGGGAAGAAUGUAUUAUGCACCAAAUGAUUGCCAAAUGGAAGCUCCUGUCUUAUUUUUCUUCUUAGAAAUAUUUUUGUUGGUAUCUCAAGAUUAGAAAUAUAAUAGGUUAACGGUAUCAUUUAUGCAAUUUUAUUUUUGGCAUUUGUAUCAUAUUUACUUAAGAGAUUUUCAAAAUCAUAGUAAGUAUUUGAUGAAAAGAAUAAUGAAUUUUUCGAUGCUUGA
Molecule: messenger RNA, 534 nt
Organism: Paramecium sonneborni
Lineage: Eukaryota; Ciliophora; Oligohymenophorea; Peniculida; Parameciidae
Source: the annotation of a GenBank genome assembly